This is a messenger RNA of Plasmodium gaboni, 1422 nucleotides long. RefSeq lists its product as hypothetical. The record is from RefSeq and is a predicted model, not a curated record. The transcript is spliced from 5 exons. The coding region runs from base 1 to 1422 and encodes 473 amino acids. NCBI's taxonomy places the organism in Eukaryota, Apicomplexa, Aconoidasida, Haemosporida, Plasmodiidae.
AUGAAUAUGAAUUAUUAUAAUAAAUAUAAGAAAUUUCGACUUAUCCAUUUUUGUCUUAUAUUUUUUUCAUAUUGUUUAAUAGUACAAGUUAUAUAUUGCUUAAAGAUAAAAACAUCAUAUAAACAUGAAGCUUUGUUAUUAUUAAAAAGUGAUGAUGAGCCUAUAAUUUCUUUAAAUAAAAUGAUUCCUUAUUUAUCUGAAGAGGUUUCUAUAAGUAAAGAUAAUAUUAUGACAAAAAUAAAUGUGGAAAAUAAUAUAUGUAUAGAAUUAAUAAAAAAACAUGAAAACAUAAAUAUGCCUAUAGAAAAAUUUUUUCAUUUUAAUAAUAGAGAAUAUACUAUAGAUAUAGGAAAUAAUAAUAAUAUAUAUAAUUAUACAAAACGUAUUUUGAAUAAUAAAAUAGAUUUUGAAUUAUGUAAUAAAAUAUUAAUAUUUAUCAUUCCUUUUAAUAAGGAUAUGUGUUCUUUUACUUCUUAUAAUAAUUAUUUUUUAUAUAUAAAUUAUUUAAAAGAUGUUAAAAUUGAAUUAAUAUUAAGUGCAUUAGAAAAAUCUAAAUUUGUAUUUCUUAAAAUACCAAAAAUAUUUAAUUUAAAUACUACAAAUGCUAAUUUUAAUGAUAACGAUUAUAUUAUAGAAAAAGGAAUAUUAGAAAAUGAUCUUAUUAAAAUUGAUAUAACAAAAAUUAUUCAACGUUAUAUAUGUAAAAAAUAUUCUCUAUAUAAAUCUGAUGAAGAAAUAAAUGAUGAUGAUAAUAAUGAUAAUAAUAAUAAUGAUAAUCUAGGACAAACAAAAAAUAAUAACUCCAAUAAUGAUAUAUCAGAAAAAGAAAUAAAAAUGGUUCUCAUGACAUCACACACCUUAAGUGAUAUUAUCAUCUUCCCCUCUCUCCUUCAAAAUGUCCAGUCAUUAAAGCAUUACAAAAAUAUUAAAAAUGUUGUAAAAUUAAAAAAAAAAAUAAAAAAAAGGUAUACAGAAUGGGAAAAUUGGUCUCCUUGUUACAACGUAUGUAAUAACAAUUUUUCUUAUAAAUGCAGAUAUUAUAAAUGUCCUACAGAAAAUAAAGAAUUUUGUGAUCAAAAUUUUCAUAUGAAUUUUUCCGAGUGUCCAUUUACACCUUGUGAAGAUCCAAUAAAACAGGAAGAGGGGAAAAAAGAGGAACAAAAGGAUAAAAACAAAUCAAUCAUUAUAAAUCAUGAGAAUAAUAGAGAUCAAGAAGGACCCAUAGAUGAUGAAACCAUGCUCAGAUAUAGAAAAAAUAAAAAAAUUAGUUUUUUUAUGUGGAUCAUAAAUAAUAAAAAAUUGUCUCUUGGUUUAUUGAUAUUUUUUAUAUCAGUCAUAGUCCUUACCUGCAUAUAUUGCUAUAUAAAUUCAACACUCGGUUUUUAUAAUGAUGAAGAAUAUUACGUGUCAAAAUAUACAUAA